AUGUUUCAGUACACGCUGAAUAGUACCCGAUCAGUACCCAUCAGUGCACUUAUCCUCUGGUCACAGAAUAUUGCUAUCGGUCGUCGUUGGGGCACUAGUCCUCUAGCGGCGGCUCGAACAAACAGCCGUGAGGCCUACACACAGUUUGCGGCUGCCUCCGACGAGAAUGCCCGCUUCUGCACUCUGCGCGGUCAGCUGGACUUCAUCUACCCCCGACAGCCCAUCGCCAUCGACUAUGUGGAG
Messenger RNA from Dibothriocephalus latus, 243 nucleotides. The record is from the annotation of a GenBank genome assembly. NCBI's taxonomy places the organism in Eukaryota, Metazoa, Platyhelminthes, Cestoda, Diphyllobothriidea, Diphyllobothriidae.